UCGCGCGAGCCUUCAUUCCUAAUCCAGAAAAUAAGCCUUAUGUUAACCACAUUGAUGGUAUCAAAUAUGAUAAUCGAGUAGAUAAUUUGGCAUGGGUAACUCCUAAAGAGAAUGCUGAACGUAAAGUUAUACGUACACAUAAAAUUUUGAGACCUCAUAUUUCGGCGUGUUGUAGUAGAAAGCGAAAUAUUGCUGGUGAUUGGCGUUGGAUGUAUUAUGAGGAUUAUUUAGAACAAGAUCUAAUGAUGAGUGGAAAGAAAUAG
Molecule: messenger RNA, 263 nt
Organism: Acaulospora colombiana
Lineage: Eukaryota; Fungi; Glomeromycota; Glomeromycetes; Diversisporales; Acaulosporaceae
Source: the annotation of a GenBank genome assembly